Marasmius oreades (fairy-ring Marasmius) is the source of this 1392-nucleotide messenger RNA. RefSeq lists its product as uncharacterized. The coding region runs from base 1 to 1392 and encodes 463 amino acids. The transcript has 2 exons. Lineage: Eukaryota; Fungi; Basidiomycota; Agaricomycetes; Agaricales; Marasmiaceae. The record is from RefSeq and is a predicted model, not a curated record.
AUGUAUUCCUCACAGAAUUGGUCCUCAAAUAUUCGGCGCCUUCUCGUAGAUUCUUCUAUCGUCCGCCAUGCCGCCUCAUCGAACUCAGAACCUUCCAAGACUCCAUCUCGCCCAGUUGGUUAUCUCGCUCGCUCAUCUCGCCAUCCACCUGGAACUAUCUGGCGAAAAUUCGUCGCAAAGUGUGUUUUUUUUGACCUCCUGAAAGGCGUAAAGGUUUCCCAACGUCGGAUUGCCCGGAUGUAUGAGACGGGUUUAGGAGCGAUUGUGAUGUACGAGAUUCCUUACUCCAUAAUUUCAGGAUCGCAAGACUCAAAAUCGCUAUCCUGGACCGUUGAGAAUGUUUUUGGAUACCCCGACGAUUCUUCGAUAGAAGGCAUGACUGAAGAAGAGUUUUUGGAUCAGAUUAAGGUUCGGAUGGUGUACACACCUUCGUACGCUUGUACGUCAUUCGUGGCUGGACAGGCAAUGAACACUUUGAUCACAAAGUCGGAUAUUCAACUUGUCCCUGCGCCUGGCGGCCUCGGCUUCGCUAUCGUUACAGAAUCAUUCACUUCUGAUCAUGGACUUUCACGCUCGGCUUUGGCUCUACCCGAUCUUUCGAAAAAGGUUCUACGCCCUAUCCCUGCUUCUGACUGCGCGCCUCGAUUUCUCAGAGACAAAGCUUUAUGGUCAGAAGACGAUCCUGAUACCGAUGCCUUGGAGAUGGACUGGGUUCAAGUACUUCUGUUUGAUCCCGAUAGCGAAGACGAUAUAGUUGAGAGUCGUUCCUUUCCCGAGACCUUUGAUGAGCAGGAGGACGCAUCGAGUCGACUCAAUGUUACCAAUGUCUUCGAUAGGUUCAACGCCUCAACGUUCGACCCGAUCAGCUCCAUAUCUCCAUCUCCAUCUCAAUCACUAUCCACCUCCAGCUCUGUCGAUAUUACGACUUCACUGGGAUACUUCUCAUCAAGGUCUGAAUACUCGCUCUUUACUGUUGGACUGCUCGAGCCCUCCACCUCUUUCGAAGCGGACAUUGGCGAUGUAUCGAUAUGCACCCUGAUUUCCGAUUGCGAUUCCUACUCAAGCCUAUCAAGUGUCUUUCUCGGUCCUGCAACGCCUUCCAAAGGCCCUCAUCAACACUCUGACCUAGUUGGCGUUCGACCCCUUACGAAAUUCGACUCUACCGGCGAUCAGUUCACCCCUUCUUUCUACACGCCGGGUUCUUUCACCGUUAAGCCCUCUGAUUCUGACACGAUAGCCAAUGCCGAUCUCUUUCUUCGGACGGGAGAUUCAUGCGGACUGCGUGUAAGUGCACUGAAAGGUGAUGAGGUGGAGCAGCUUGGCAAGUCACAACGGCUGUAUCCUUCCGGGAUAGGGAAGGAGAAUAUUCCCCCGCCAGCCGUGCGGAAGUAG